Messenger RNA from Ruditapes philippinarum (Manila clam), 1445 nucleotides. RefSeq lists its product as uncharacterized. The record is from RefSeq and is a predicted model, not a curated record. The transcript is spliced from 8 exons. The coding region runs from base 129 to 1445 and encodes 438 amino acids. Lineage: Eukaryota; Metazoa; Mollusca; Bivalvia; Venerida; Veneridae.
UUGAAAAUAAUGAAAACAACCUUCACCUUUGACGUUUUUGCGGGAAGAUUGAAAACAGCUGAUUUAUAUGCUUUGCGUUUUAGUGCGCCGAACAAAUUGAUGCGCACGGAAAUACAGGAAUAGUUUAUAUGAUGGAGAUGAUAUUGUUGGUCAGUGUUGGGACUGGUUUGGUUUUCAUCACCUUGAUUUUUGGUUGCAUGAGUUGCAGACGGAAAUUAACAGAUGAGGAGAUUCAACAGAAAUACUUCAGGAAGUUCAGCAAACGUCAUAUAAUCAACAGAGUGGAUUAUGUGCGGUCAGUUGCAGAGAUGAAGCAAAAAUCUCAGAGAAAUGAUGAGAAUUGUCAAACGAAAGAUGAAAGGUCCACACUAGCAGAUCCCCACCCACCUGUUGUCAAUGUUGAAGGACCAACUUCUCCACUGAGGAGUGACUACAGUUUCUUUGAUGAUUCAUUUCAGACAGUGAUAGAGGUAUCCAGUAGCAACGGGACCAGUAUGAGUAACGGAGACAGCCAGAAUCAGCUGAUGGUAUCAAAGGACCCUUUCGCCUCCUACCUCUCCCUUCACAAUAGUGAGUCACAACCGUGUCUCGGAAACGGGACAUCAUCUCAUCACGUUGUGUCAGAAACUGAAGGGGAAGUGAAUGCAGCCUUUUCAGAUAGACCAAACAGUUCAUCUUGUAAUUCAGGAUCAACUUGCUCCCUGUUUGACUCUUACAUAGUGUGUAACACUGGACCAAAAAUACACAUCAUUCAACCCAGUAUUAAGAGAACGAUGGAUUAUGAAAUCCCUGCUGUAACCAAAGAAACUGAUAAAACAAGUGUGCUUCGGCUCAAUGUGGGUUUAAUCCAGAACAAGUUCAAACAGAAAAGACAAGAAGAAACCACAAACCAGUCUAUGAAAAUGUUGGCGGUAGGUAAAGAUAGUGGAGAUAGAUACAGUCCAUUCCCAGUCGCUAAAAAGCUUGCUUUUAAACCUGCUUUUAAACAAGUGUCCUCACCAAGGUUCUCAAUGAUCCAGACUGUGACUGAAAAUGUAACCAGUCAGUUAGGGUACCCACCAAAAAUGUUCCUUGAUGACCUGAACAUUAAAACGCCUGAAAUAAAGGUAGAUAACAACUCACAAUUCUUUGACGAUACAGCUUUUAUAUCUCAAGAUGUGCUGAAUGCAAACACAGUCAAUAAAAAUGAAAAAUGUAUAAACAUAGAAGAUUUUGUCGCACCUCUGUGUAAAUUCUUGUACCAGUCUGUGGAAAGUGAUAUACAGUCUAAAGUGGGCUGGUCCAAUCUAAAAACAAGUCAUGCGGAAAAAAAUAUGUAUUGUAAUAAAAGUUUGCCUUCACUCUCUGAUCAUUUAGAGGAAGAAUUUGAACUACACUGCAACUCCAACAUAUACACAAGGUCGACACCAUGUGAUCUUGACACUGAAAACUGUAAUUUCUUCUGA